This is a messenger RNA of Cladocopium goreaui, 2103 nucleotides long. Lineage: Eukaryota; Dinophyceae; Suessiales; Symbiodiniaceae. The record is from the annotation of a GenBank genome assembly.
ACUGACUGCAGUAGCAUCAUAUUCGCCAUGGCAUGUUGCGGUGCCCAUUCAUUGACACCCUUGGCCCAGUAUGCAAGAUCAUUAAGGACUCAGCUCGAUGACGGUGAAAAGCUGCCCAUGCUCUUUCCUAUGUACACGGUCCCUUUAGGCACCUUGCUGGAGAUGACCAUGAUCGAGCCUCAUGAAGCACUGAAGGACCGAGAUGUCUUGGUGGAGUUCGAUAAGAAUAUGGGCAACGCGGCAUUUGUUUCACACCAAUGGGUUGCCAGCAACCACCCGGACCCAGAGUGUAUGCAGAUGAGGGUCUUGCAGGAUGCUUUAAAGAACAUGAUGGGCAACUUGAAGAGCAUACCUGUAGAUGUGGUUUCGGAAACGCAAAAUCCAAAUGUGAAGCCCUUGCCCACAUUGAAGAUUAUGUCAGAACCGCUCUUCUUUUGGUAUGAUUAUUUCUCGUGCCCACAGGAAAGACUUCGUGAAGCUUCAGGCCAUAUUGAAAACGUGCCCAGAAGCAAAUUGCUGGAGGAUGCCAUCAACAGCAUACCGGCGUAUGUGGACGCGUGCUCCUUUUUUUUUGCCCUUGUACCCGUCUUAGAGAACCCGAGUGGAACCAGUCUGAUUUCAACAUUCACUUGGAGCGGAAGAGGCUGGUGCAGGUUGGAGAGAUCUUGCCGAGAGCUCUCCCCAAACCACUCCUGGAUUCAGGUGAAAGGCCCCACUGAUCUUCAAAUCAUAUCGGGCAUUGGAGCAUCCUUUCGCGUUGGGUCUGGACCAGUGGGCGAAGGAGUUUUCACAAUGCCUGAGGAUCGCUUGAAGCUCGGGCCGGUUCUCAUGAAAUCACUAAAGCGCAAGUUGCUUUCGCUUCUUAAAGCCCAGGACAUGCCAGGUUAUCGCUUUUUGCUGAACCACCAAACUUUUGUUUUCAGAGGUUUGGAUUGCAACCUUUUUGAGCCUGUUCCAGCCUUUGAGCAAGAACAUCUGGAUAUGGAUUUUUCACCGCUUGUCAUGAAGUUCUUCCAUCAAAAUGGUUUCCGCAGCAUCCGCGAGAUGGACACUGCUGGAUUUUCACCCCUUCACUAUGCGGCCGUGAACGGCGACCCAUCUCUGGUUCAAGACUUGCUUGCGCUUCAGGCAAAUCCAAACCAAGGCACCAGGAAAACCCACCCAGUUCAUGGAUUUGAAUCGGGGAUUUCACCUCUUGCCAUUUCCUGCACCUUCAAGAACAAUGAAGCUGUCCGGCUUUUGAUCUCUGCCAAAGGCAGGGUCACCAGCAGCGUGAUUAUUUGCAAACCUCUUCAUUGUGCGACGGGAGUGAACAAUACAGAAGCCAUCCAGAUUCUCCUCCACGCUCGUUGCCCGCUUGAGCCGAAUUCUUUCGGCGUCACUCCGCUGGAAAGUGCUGUCGGGGCGGGAUCUCUUGAAGCCCUAGACCUCCUUAGACAUAGCAUUGUCACUUCCUUGGAUGCCACUCAGGCCCUUUUCUAUGUAGCGGGUGGCGAGCGAAGUGCAGAGGUGGUGCACCGACUGGUUGAAAUGAGGGCAGAUGUCAAUGCUCAGACUGGUGACUGGUUCAAGCGCACGGCACUGAUGCGAGCUGUCUACACCUUCAUGGUUUUGCAGCACCGGUUUCACAAGGCCACGAUCUUUAACAAGCUUAUGUACCAUGCUAAAGGCGCGACGCCUUUGAUGCUAGCCUUACUCUUCGAGAAUAAUGAAUGUGCUGCGGCUUUGAUUGCUGAAGGGGCAAAGCUGAAUUUGCAGAACUCGCACGGAUUGACUGCGGCAGAUCUGAUACGAAGGCGUUCGGGGCCGGAAUUCCUGCUGGAGGCUUUCGAAGGAAGGGUCGAAGCAUGCCGGAGGGUUUCAUUACUUUCCCGUGGCUGGAUCGAGAUGCACUUCUGAUGAAAGAUAAAUUUUGAUGAUCUUUGAUGCCAAAAGGGCACAGUUAGAGUAUGUUGGAGCUGCCUCUGUGCCCUUAAGCGGAUAUGCCAGAAGCAGAGUGUCACCUGUAGCUGUACCGCUCACACCAUUUGGGAUAUCCCUUAUGGGAUGGAACUAUAUAGUAGCUGGCUGCGAAGCGCACUUCCCUGGAAGACCGGCAGAUAA